AAUAUUUCAUCUGAACUGUAGCUACUCACCCUACCGGAACUACAUUCCAGACAGCUGUAACGAAACCUUGGAGUUCAAGAAAAAUAGACCAAAUAUCUCAAAAAACUAAUAUGUUGCCCACGCCGCCGAAGAGAGCAGGUCCUACUCCCUUAAACGACACUAUGGACAAGACAAAACGAAUUUCAAUAGAAGGUAACAUUGCUGCGGGCAAAUCUACAUUUGUGCGCCUUCUGGAAGCACAGAGCAAAGACUGGGAGGUAGUGCCCGAACCCGUCGCCAGGUGGUGCAAUGUACAAACACAACAAAGCGAGUUUGAGGAGCUGACCGCGUCCCAGAAGAGUGGUGGCAACGUGCUGCAGAUGAUGUAUGAGAAGCCAGAGAGGUGGGCCUACACCUUCCAGACCUACGCUUGCAUGAGCAGGGUCCGCGCCCAGAUGAAACCCACCAAUGGGAAGCUCAGAGAGGCAGAGAACCCCGUGCAGUUCUUCGAGAGGUCCGUCUACAGUGACAGGUACAUCUUUGCGGCGAACCUGUAUGAGAGUGAGUGUCUGAACGAGACAGAGUGGUCCAUCUACCAGGACUGGCACGGCUGGCUCCACAAACAGUUUGGAAAACACAUCGAGCUGGACGGCAUCAUCUACCUCCGAGCCGCACCAGAGAGAUGCAUGGAGAGGCUGCAUCUGAGAGGCAGAGAGGAGGAGCAGAGCAUUCCACUGGAGUACCUUGAGAAACUCCACUUCAAACACGAGAGCUGGCUGCAGCACAAAACCAUGUGCAUGGAGUAUAAGUAUCUGAACGACGUGCCCAUUCUGACGCUAGAUGUUAACGAAAAUUUCAAAGGGGACAAGGUCAAGGGUGCCGACAUGGUGGAAAAGCUUGUUAUGUGCUUUUCAUCCAGGUCAAAGAGUUUCUCAGUACCUUGUAAACAUCAGCUGAUGACCAUCACAACCUGCCCUGGAGGAGAGCCAGAUGUCAGGAGACAUGUGGAACCUGACACUGUCUUUGACACUUUUUUGUAAUGAAUGAUGUAGAUUAUUUUUAUAAAUUAUCUUUAAAGCAUUUUAAAUAUAUCGCCCUAUAAUGAUUUUGUAUAGCUUGGUUUCACUUUCAUGGCUUGUGUUGUUGUUUUUUAAGCAAUAUGAAUGAGAAGGGGAGAAAACAUGGAUAUGUAUUUUGUGAUUGGUAAUCAUUUGGACUGUUUUAUGAAAACCUAAAAUAAAAUAGGCCUACCAGUAUAAGGGAA
This is a messenger RNA of Coregonus clupeaformis (lake whitefish), 1243 nucleotides long. RefSeq names its product deoxycytidine kinase. Gene Ontology annotation, cellular component: mitochondrion; cytoplasm. The transcript is spliced from 7 exons. The coding region runs from base 111 to 1019 and encodes 302 amino acids. Gene Ontology annotation, biological process: nucleobase-containing compound metabolic process. NCBI's taxonomy places the organism in Eukaryota, Metazoa, Chordata, Actinopteri, Salmoniformes, Salmonidae. The record is from RefSeq and is a predicted model, not a curated record. Gene Ontology annotation, molecular function: deoxycytidine kinase activity; ATP binding.